AUGGAGACCAGUGUCCAGUGUGAGGAGAGGACCAAGAUCAGAUGUACCUUCUCCCAGUCUGUGCUGACUCAGCCACCCUCCCUCUCUGCGUCCCUGGGAACAUCUAUGAGACUCCCCUGCACCCUGAGGAGUGACAUCAGUGUUGGUGGACAACGCAUCUAUUGGUUCCAGCAGAACCCAGGGAGCCCUCCCCGGUAUCUCCUGUCCUACUACUCAGACUCAGAUAAACGCCAGGGCUCCGGGGUCCCCAGCCGCUUCUCUGGAGCCAAAGAUGCCUCGGCCAAUGCAGGGCUCCUGCUCGUCUCUGGGCUGCAGCCUGAGGAUGAGGCCGAUUACUACUGUAUGAUCUGGCACAGCAGUGCUUUCCACAGUGACACAGGCAGAUGGGGAAGUGGGACAAAAACCCCGGGCUGCUCAGGGCCUCUGAGGCUGACUCUCUUCUAUUAUUGA
Molecule: messenger RNA, 450 nt
Organism: Orycteropus afer afer
Lineage: Eukaryota; Metazoa; Chordata; Mammalia; Tubulidentata; Orycteropodidae
Source: RefSeq, a predicted model, not a curated record